UCCGGACUCGGACCGGACCGCACCGCACCGCGCUCUGCCCGACACCUCCGGAAACUUUCAGCCCACUUCCGGCAUUUCAGCUCGUGCAGGUGCGGCGCGCGAUGAGCAGUGACGUGUGCUGUGUGUCUGAAGCGCGGCGCGUGGCGCUGUUCGGCGGCACGCACGGGAACGAGAUGUCCGGCGUCGCGCUCGUGUCCGUGUGGAGCAGAAACAGGGCUGAGAUCCAGAGGCGCGGGGUGAACACACAACCCUUCAUCUGCAACCCGAGGGCCGUGGAGAAAUGCUGCAGGUACAUCGACACGGACCUGAACCGAGCCUUCACAGAGGAGAACCUGCGCACGCCAGGUGGAGACGGGCUGCCGUAUGAAGUUCAGAGAGCCAAGGAAAUCAAUCAGAUAUUUGGACCAAAAGGAAGUCCUGAUGCCUAUGAUGUUAUCUUUGACCUCCAUAACACCACGUCCAACAUGGGCUCCACGCUCAUCCUGGAGAGCUCGACAGACCACUUCAACCUUCAAAUGGUGCAUUAUAUCAAAAAAGCCAUGGCUCCGGAGAGCUGCAUGGUGCUGGUGAAUGAACAUCCUCAACUCAAAUAUGCAACCGCCCGCUCAGUGGCCAAGCACUCUGUUGGUCUUGAAGUGGGUCCCCAGCCUCAGGGAGUGUUGAGAAGCAAUAUCUUCGAGUCCAUGCGGAUGAUAGUGAAGCACGCUCUGGACUUCAUCGAGCUGUUUAAUAGCGGCGUGGAGUUUCCAGCCUGUCGUGUGGAAGUGUUCAGGUUGCAUGAGAGAGUGGAUUACCCAAGAGACACAAACGGCAACAUCAGCGCUAUGGUACAUCCUCACUUACAGGAUUGUGACUGGGAGCCCCUGAACCCCGGUGACCCAACAUUCCAAACAUUUGACGGGAGGACCAUUGUGUACGAGGGAGCCGGUCCAGUCUACCCGACGUUUAUUAACGAAGCCGCCUACUAUGAGAAGCACCAGGCCUUCGUUACCACCUGCAGGGAAACGCUAGCUGUUAACGCCAUUCGAAAAAACACCAAAUAACCAGCACUAGAAGAAAAACCCACCAUAAGAUCUCUAACUACAGCAACUGCUCUCAUUUAUUAUUAUUUUUAUACAGUUUUUACAGAAAUGUUUCACUUCUAAUUCUAAUAAUUCAAACUCAG
This is a messenger RNA of Neoarius graeffei (lesser salmon catfish), 1165 nucleotides long. RefSeq names its product aspartoacylase (gene aspa). Gene Ontology annotation, molecular function: hydrolase activity, acting on ester bonds; hydrolase activity, acting on carbon-nitrogen (but not peptide) bonds, in linear amides. NCBI's taxonomy places the organism in Eukaryota, Metazoa, Chordata, Actinopteri, Siluriformes, Ariidae. The record is from RefSeq and is a predicted model, not a curated record. The coding region runs from base 102 to 1043 and encodes 313 amino acids. The transcript is spliced from 6 exons.